Messenger RNA from Phodopus roborovskii (desert hamster), 2430 nucleotides. It is a transcript of the gene Capn5, whose product is annotated as calpain 5. Lineage: Eukaryota; Metazoa; Chordata; Mammalia; Rodentia; Cricetidae. Gene Ontology annotation, molecular function: calcium-dependent cysteine-type endopeptidase activity. Gene Ontology annotation, cellular component: cytoplasm. The transcript is spliced from 13 exons. The record is from RefSeq and is a predicted model, not a curated record. Bases 154 to 2082 code for a protein of 642 amino acids. Gene Ontology annotation, biological process: proteolysis.
UCCAAGCUGGGGCAGGCAAGCUUCAGCCCCAGCAACUCCCAGCUGCAGUGCCUGCUGGUCCAGCCUCCGCUCCGGUGACCGCGCCGUGCCCUGAAUCCCGGGAAUCCGUCUCCAGCUGCGGCGACGCGGCAGGCGCCUCCCCUUCUUGGGGACAUGAUCUCCACAUUCUCCUGCGUGAAGUCCUAUGAGGACCAGAGCUACUCAGCGCUGAAGCGGGCUUGUCUGCGCAGGAAGGUGCUCUUUGAGGACCCUCACUUUCCUGCCACUGACGACUCGCUCUACUAUAAGGGUACCCCAGGACCCACCGUCAGGUGGAAGAGGCCCAAGGAUAUCUGUGAUGAUCCCCGCCUCUUUGUAGAUGGCAUCAGCUCCCACGACCUGCACCAGGGCCAGGUGGGCAACUGCUGGUUUGUGGCUGCCUGCUCAUCACUCGCCUCUCGAGAAGCACUCUGGCAAAAGGUCAUCCCAGACUGGAAGGAGCAGGAAUGGGACCCUGAGAACCCUGAUGCCUAUGCUGGCAUCUUCCAUUUCCAAUUCUGGCGCUUCGGGGAGUGGGUGGAUGUGGUCAUCGAUGACCGGCUGCCCACAGUCAACAACCAGCUUAUUUACUGCCACUCCAACUCCAGAAAUGAGUUCUGGUGUGCCCUGGUGGAGAAGGCCUAUGCCAAGCUGGCAGGCUGUUACCAGGCCCUGGAUGGAGGCAACACGGCAGACGCACUAGUAGAUUUCACAGGUGGUGUUUCCGAACCCAUCGACCUGACCGAGGGGGACUUCGCCAACGAUGAGGCCAAGAGGAAUCAGCUCUUUGAACGGGUGCUGAAGGUGCACAGCAGAGGUGGCCUCAUCAGUGCCUCCAUCAAGGCUGUGACAGCAGCUGACAUGGAGGCCCGCCUGGCAUGUGGCCUGGUGAAGGGCCAUGCAUAUGCUGUCACUGAUGUGCGCAAGGUGCGCCUGGGCCGCGGCUUGCUGGCCUUCUUCAAGUCAGAGAAGCUGGACAUGAUCCGCCUGAGGAACCCGUGGGGCGAGCGGGAGUGGAACGGGCCCUGGAGCGACACCUCAAAGGAGUGGAAGAAAGUGAGCAAGAGUGAGCGGGAGAAGAUGGGCGUGACUGUGCAGGACGAUGGCGAGUUUUGGAUGACCUUCGAGGACGUGUGUCAGUACUUUACCGACAUCAUUAAGUGCCGUCUGAUUAACACAUCCUACCUGAGCAUCCAUAAGACAUGGGAGGAGGCCCAGCUGCGGGGCGCCUGGACGAGACAUGAGAACCCACAGCAGAACCGCAGUGGAGGCUGCAUUAACAACAAGGACACUUUCUUCCAGAACCCACAGUACAUAUUUGAAGUCAAGAAGCCAGAAGAUGAAGUACUGAUCUGCAUUCAGCAGCGGCCCAAGCGUUCAACUCGCAGAGAAGGCAAAGGCGAGAACCUGGCUAUUGGCUUUGACAUCUAUAAGGUGGAAGAGAACCGCCAGUACCGAAUGCACAGCCUACAGCAUAAGGCUGCCAGCUCCAUCUAUAUCAACUCGCGUAGCGUUUUCUUGCGGACAGAGCAGCCAGAGGGCCGCUAUGUCAUCAUCCCUACCACCUUUGAGCCAGGCCACACUGGCGAGUUCCUGCUCCGAGUCUUCACAGAUGUACCCUCCAACUGCCGGGAGCUGCGCCUGGAUGAGCCCCCUCAUACCUGUUGGAGCUGUCUGUGUGGCUACCCCCAGCAAGUGACCCAGGUCCAUGUCCUACAGGCUGCUGGCCUCAAGGGCUCCGCAACAGGGGCAAACUCAUAUGUGAUCAUCAAGUGUGAGGGCGAAAAGGUUCGCUCAACUGUGCAGAAAGGGACCUCGACACCAGAGUACAAUGUGAAAGGCAUCUUCUAUCAAAAGAAGCUGGCUCAGCCCAUCACCGUGCAGAUUUGGAAUCGCCGCCUCCUGAAGGAUGAAUUCCUGGGCCAGGUGUGCCUAAAGACUAACCCGGAUGACCUGCAGGCCCUCCACACCCUCCACCUCCAGGACCGCAGUCGGCAGCCCAGAGACUUGCCAGGGACCAUAGCCGUGCGCAUCCUUAGCAGUGCCUCUCUCAGGGCUGUGUGACACCGGCCACCUGCCUGGCCCUGCUAGCUCUCACCACUACUUGCAUGUCCCCACCUGGCCUGGGACCAGCCCGGGAACCAGAUUCUGGGGCCCUUUCCCCACUCUUCACUGACCCACUGUGUGACCUGAGGAGAGCCCCGCCCCUCUCUGAACCUCAGUGUUUGGAGAACGUUUUCUUGCCUAAGAUUUCAAGUAGCUCUCUAGCCAGUGGGCACUGCUGCUAAGGGGCUGUCUGUUGGCAACAUUUCCCCCAGGCCCUGCCACCUGCCGAGGAGUGCCAAGAUGUCACUUGUUUACACAAAAACUGCCAUGUCCCAAGCCCCUUCCCUCCCCUUGUUUCCUAGCCCC